AUGAAAGUCAUUUUUGGAUACAGAAGAUACUUGGAUACAAAGCACAGCUGUUCUGUUCUGGAUGCAGCAUUCAAGAGAUAUUUUUCCAUUUUAUUUCCAGGAUACUCUUAUGGUAAGUGGAAUGACACUCUACAACUCAGUGAGAAUGAGGUAUUCACUCUCACAAUUAGUCUUGAUCGUCAUGACUGUGAGGGUUACCCAAAUCAAGACUCUUCAGAGAGAUACAAAUUGAGUGUCUUUGCUGGGCAAGCAUCUCUGAAUGCAGAAACUGUGUGGGGUUCUCUAAGAGGUCUUGAAACCUUCAGUCAGUUGGUGUAUCAAGAUGAUUUUGGCUCAUAUUAUAUUAACAAGACUGAGAUUGAGGACUACCCACAAUUUAACUAUAGAGGAAUUUUACUGGACACUUCACGCCACUACUUACCAGUGCAGGCCAUUUUAAAAACUCUGGAUGCAAUGGCCUACAGUAAGUUCAAUGUAUUUCACUGGCACCUUGUUGACGAUCCAUCAUUCCCUUACCAAAGCCACAAAUUCCCAGACCUUUCCAAUAAGGGGGCUUUCCAUCCAGUGACUCACGUCUACACACAGUCAGAUGUGAGAAGGGUGAUCUCAUAUGCCAGGAUGCGAGGAAUAAGAGUCCUUCCGGAGUUUGAUUCACCAGGCCACACAAAAUCUUGGGGAAAAGGUCAGUCUGAGUUGUUGACUCCCUGCUACAGAGGGGGCACUCCUUCAGGGACUUUUGGACCUGUUAAUCCAACACUACCCUCCACAUAUCAGUUCAUGUUGUCACUUUUGAAGGAAGUGGCCUCUGUGUUUCCUGACCCCUACAUCCACUUAGGAGGAGAUGAGGUUGACUUUUCUUGCUGGAGAUCAAAUCCUUACAUCCGUGCAUUCAUGUACAAGAUGGGUUUUGGAUUGGACUUUUCUAAACUGGAAGCAUUCUACAUUGAAAAAAUUGUGAACAUCACAUCAGUACUCAGGAAGACAUCCAUUGUGUGGCAAGAUGUUUUUGACUACCAUGAACGACGCAGGUUUUUGUCAGUGGUGGAGGUGUGGAAACAGGGCUGUUACCUUUGUGAAGUACGCAGGGUUGUUAAAGCUGGACUCAGGGUGAUUCUGGCCUCUCCGUGGUAUCUGGACCAGCCUGGACCCACACACAACUGGGCCCGCUACUAUAAUGUGUGGCCACUAGCCUUCAAAGGUACUGAGAAGCAGAAGAGUUUAGUGAUCGGGGGAGAAGUCUGUCUGUGGGGGGAAUAUGUAGAUGCUACCAACCUAUCCCCACGUCUCUGGCCAAGAGCAAGUGCUGCAGCUGAGAGACUGUGGAGCAAUGAGAGGCAAACCUCCUGUGUGGAAAGAGCAUUUCCACGACUACAGGAAUUUCGAUGCAAGCUCCUAAGACGUGGAAUCCAAGCUGAACCUCUUUAUGUUGGCCACUGCAAACAUGAGUAUCAAAGUGUUUAAAGGAUGAUUUUGCAUGCAACCUUUUUAAUCAUUAGUAAAAAGAGAA
This is a messenger RNA of Xiphophorus hellerii (green swordtail), 1507 nucleotides long. RefSeq names its product hexosaminidase A (alpha polypeptide) (gene hexa). The record is from RefSeq and is a predicted model, not a curated record. Gene Ontology annotation, cellular component: lysosome; membrane. The coding region runs from base 1 to 1461 and encodes 486 amino acids. The transcript has 15 exons. NCBI's taxonomy places the organism in Eukaryota, Metazoa, Chordata, Actinopteri, Cyprinodontiformes, Poeciliidae. Gene Ontology annotation, molecular function: beta-N-acetylhexosaminidase activity. Gene Ontology annotation, biological process: ganglioside catabolic process; glycosaminoglycan metabolic process; carbohydrate metabolic process.